AUGGAUGUGCGGCUCCUCAGAGGAUAUUGCAAGAAUGGGGCCACCUGGGAUGGAAAGCAAUGCGUCUGUCCACAAGGCUUCUUUGGUCAUCAGCGCCAGUCCCUCUUGGACUUCAUCACCAUAGAAACCCCAGAAAAAAUCAAUGCCACUGUAGGUGUGACCAUGAAAAUGACUCAGAGGAAUUUCCCAAAAGACCUGGAAGACUCAUCCUCCAAGGCAUACCAGGAUUUUAUGGAACUCUUCAGAGCUCAGUUGUCUUGUUUCUUCCAGAUGGAUGAAACUUACAAGGCCCUUCUUGCUUAUUGGGGUGUGACUAUGAGGAAACUGCUCAAUGGCAGUGUCAUGGUGGAACACGAUGCCAUCCUCGAGACCAACUACACUUUAGAUUUUCAGAACGUAUUUAAAGACCUCAUUAAGACUGUAAAGGCCAAGAUUGUUAAUAAAACCAAAGAGUUGUUAGAAGAUCCUGAGAAGUGUCAAAGCAUCUCAGUUGUGUGCUACAGUGAAGAUACCAUGGCUGUGACUGAGACUGCAAAGCUAAACUUUGACCCCCCCCCCCAGAGUAAACAGCAUAUAGAACAGUGCGAGAGGAAUGCCGCAAAGGACUUUGCCCAGUUCUACUAUGUGGAUGAGUUGGACAAGAAGUUGCUAUGUGUGACCAAGUGCAGUCCAGGGACAAAGACACAACUGAACUGUCACCAGGGAGUCUGCCAGGUGCAGCACAGUGGCCUCCCUUGCCUCCUGGUGGAUGGGAGCGUGGGGGCUGUGGUAGCAGUGCUGGUGGUCCUAGUGGUUGUUCUGACUGUCUUCCUGUUCCAGGCCUGCAGCCAGCUGCCUACUAAAGCCAUGACUUCUGACCUGUUUGAGUCCCCUCCGGUUGCUUCCUCUGUCUCUGGGCCACACUGGUCAGCUCUCCAGGUCUGCUCCGAGCAGUCAGAUAAGGUGCUGAAGGAGGACAGAUGUGGUCUUGAAUCUACCUACAGCCACUUCCGACCCUCCCUGGAGAACUUGGAAACUAUCGCAGAGGUGACUCAGGGCUCACCCUCGGCCCAUUUCUGCCUGGUGUCUCAGCGGCAGACCAGCCUCAUCCAGACCUCAGGUUACAGUGGAGUGAGAGUCCCAGAGAACCAGGAAUGA
Chrysochloris asiatica (Cape golden mole) is the source of this 1137-nucleotide messenger RNA. It is a transcript of the gene MUC12, whose product is annotated as mucin 12, cell surface associated. Bases 1 to 1137 code for a protein of 378 amino acids. The record is from RefSeq and is a predicted model, not a curated record. NCBI's taxonomy places the organism in Eukaryota, Metazoa, Chordata, Mammalia, Afrosoricida, Chrysochloridae. The transcript has 11 exons.